GAGAGACCCUCAGACAGCAGGACUGAUCAGAGAGGGAGUGAGAGCCGACAAUGUUCAGUCAGAGUGGCGGGAACAGAGAGAGACAGACGGAGGAGAAGUCACGGAUGAAAACAGAUCAAAAAGAAAAGAAAGUUUUCUGCUGUAUCAUGGCGGGCUCCUCCAACACACCUCUGUCCCGGACCUCCACGCCGCCCACCGACCCUCUCUUCCACUCUGACCCGCCUUACAGCGCUCCUAAUCCGGCCGGUUCCCAGCGCCUCCCCGCUGCGCGCCCCUCCGGAGCUUUCCUGAGCGGCGGGAGCGGCAGAGUCCCUGUCAGUGUGAACGGGACAGGCGGCGGCGGAGGCGGCGGUGCUCCCCCGCACACCGAGUGUAAGAUGGUGGAGGUUCACGGUGUGAAGGUGGCGUCGUUCACGGUGAACGGCGUGGAGCUGAUCUGCCUGCCGCAGGUGUUCGAGCUGUUCCUGAAGCACCUCGUGGGCGGACUGCACACCGUCUACACCAAGCUGAAGCGGCUGGACAUCAGCCCGGUGGUCUGCACCGUGGAGCAGGUCCGCGUCCUGCGGGGACUCGGUGCCAUCCAGCCCGGAGUGAACCGCUGCAAGCUCAUCACCAGGGCCGACUUCGAGACGCUGUUCCGGGACUGCACCAACGCCAGCUCUCGACCGGGCCGUCCUCCGAAGAGGACUCUGGGCGUGGCCACGAUGGCCGAUGGCUCGAGACUCCUCCCACACGGUCUGCUAAGCCCCACCCUGCUGUCACAAACAGGUCUGACAGCGGCGGCGAUGGCCGAAGCUCUGAAGCUGCAGAAAAUGAGGAUGAUGAUGGGUUUCCAUGGAAACAGUGAUCAGCAGCGACAUAACAACGGAGUCGAGUCUGAGAACGACGACACAGGAGGCAGUGAAGGAUCCUGGGAGAGGGAGCAGUGUCUCCUCCCUCCUCCCUCCUCAGUUGUAGCGCCUCCUGCUGGUUCAGCAUCUCUCCACCUCAGCACUCUGCAGCAACACAGCUCCCUAUUGGCCAACCGUCUGUCUGACAUUCCUUUUAUGGUCCUGCCACACCCCCUCCUCCCUGUGGGCCUGCCCCCUGCCUGCGUUGCCAUGGCGAUGAACCAGACGAGUCAGCUGAGCAGUUUGGCUAAUGUGGCUGUGUCACAAGUCCAGAGAGAAGAGGACAAGGAAUCUCCUCCCGGAAGCCCCUCCCCCUGCCCCUCCCCUAGUGAUGAUGAGCUUCAUCCACUGGAACCAACCAGCCAAUCACCUUCCAGAGCAUCAUCAUCGUCAUCAUCACCUCCUCCUCCUACGCACACACCAGAGCUGGGUGAGGUCGCUGACGACAGUAAAAAGGCGCUGAAGGACACAGAUGACAGCCUGUUGCCCCUCCCCCUCCUCAAACCGACCUAUGGGAAACUGCCGCUCACCUCUCAGCCACUGUCAGUCAAUCAUAUGAACCCCGCCUUUGCCCCAUUCCUAUUGGCAGAGGGUCUGUCGUCCAUGGAGACGCUGCUGACCAACAUACAGGGUCUCCUGAAGGUGGCGGUGGACAGCGCUCGCUCUCAGGACAAACAGAACCAGCUGGAGAGGAAAGAGUUAAAACUGGAGCUGGAGCGAGAGAGAGACGCUCGACAGAUGCUGCAGAGACAGCUGAGCUCCGAGCUGCAGACCAGAGUGUCGAUCCAGAAGAGGCUGAAGAAAGAGAAGAAGGCGAAGAGGAAGCUGCAGGAGGCGCUGGACUUUGAGUCGAGGAGGCGAGAGCAGGUGGAGCGAGCACUCAAACACUCCGACUCCAUCACAGACGCUGUGACUCCGGACAGGGAAGAGGAAAACAGACCGCAGGAAAACUCUGCCGCUCACGAGAACAGAGCAUUUGUCAAACCUCCACUCCUCUUCUGAUGAACUGAUGGAGGGAUGAAGAGGAGGAAGAAAAAGGAUAAAACAGAUUCAAAAAGCAAAAGACGAAUCAAAAACCAGAAGGAACAAAUUCUCAAAAUCCCAUCAGCCACCUCUCUGUGCUUCCAGUUUUACAUUUGAUGAUUUCUUCUUCUUCUUCUUAUUAUUAUUAGUAGUAGUAGUAAUAUUAAUAGUAGUAUUAUUGUUAUCAUUAUCAUUAUUAUAGCAGAGUUUGUGUGAAUGGGGCUGACAGCCUGAAGUGGGAGGAGCUUAAUCUACCUGUAACAUGACCACCUGUGAUGUUAUCAGGUGCAACACCUGGACCUGGAGAGGACUCUUUCCUUCUUUAAUGGGCCCAGAGUCCUGAGCCUGGUCUCUGCUGAACAUGAACUGGUGAGGUGAGACUGAACUUGUUUUAAAUCCGUCUCAAAGACUGAACUGGCUUCAGCUGGAGAAAAGGUUGUUCCCACCUGUAAGGGGCGGAGUCAAACCGAACCUCUUUCAUAAAUGUGUGUUUAAAACUGGAUUUAGUUGAAACUAAUGGGUGUUGUGGUGCUGGUUCUACCUGCAGUGGCACUGGGUUUAGGAUUCACUGUAAAAAGUACCAGGUCUUAACGAGCUUAACGAGCUUUGAGCCCCUGACCUCGUAAGUGACAUCACAGGUCGGACAUGUUUGGGAGGUCAGGUCAAAUAUAACACGUAUCCAGGUUUAACAAGCUUAACGAGCUUAGACAUCAGACUCCAAAGUUGAAAUUGUCUGAUCACAGACGUGACGUCACCUUUAACGAGGCAGCAGCCAGUCGUCGAUGAACUGUACAGUUUUAUCAACAUAAUUAAUAAUCUUAGGUUUUCUACCUGGUUCUACAGACUCAGAGUUCAACCUUUAAACCUGAAACAGAAGAAGAAGAAACUGUUUCUACACAGUCCCCACGUCUCUGCUAAAUCUGUACUGGUUACACUGGUUAGACCAGUUUAUGGUUGUGUGAUCUGAUCCUGUGGUUGUACAACCUCUGCCAUCCCAGUAGCCAUACUGGUAGAACUGAUUUCUGUACUGGUGAAAUUGCUACACUGGUGUAACUGUAUCUGGACAAAUUGGCCCCAGUACUGGUAAUGGUUUCUGGACCAGCAUGUACAGGGUCUAACUGGUACGUCUGCCAGUUUGUGUACUGGUGUGACCAGUGUAUCUGAGCUG
Molecule: messenger RNA, 3081 nt
Organism: Toxotes jaculatrix (banded archerfish)
Lineage: Eukaryota; Metazoa; Chordata; Actinopteri; Toxotidae
Product: dachshund homolog 2-like
Exons: 13
Coding region: 51-1892 (613 amino acids)
Source: RefSeq, a predicted model, not a curated record